AGAAAAUAUCUCACUGACGCCGGAGGCCGGAGCAGAGGGGGGAGGGCCGACCAUGUGAGCGCCGUCGCCGCCGUUUCGGUCCUCCUCUGCUCUUCCAGCCGUGCUGGGCGCCGCCUUUUCUUGAUCCCGUCCCUAGCAGCCGGCCCCAGCUUACGAUUUUCGGUUCCUUGAAGUUUCAGUCCAGCACUCUGUGCCUGCUCGACAACCUGAGAUUACUCAAGCAGUGUAGCUCCACUAGGUGAUGGAGGGUCUCCCAGAGCCACUGCUUGCGGAAAUCAUCAAGAGGAUUACGAGGACAAGCGAUCUGAAUGCUAUUUCCCUAGUGUCAAAGCACCUCUAUAAUGCUGAGGCCGAGGAAAGGGUUACCAUCCGCGUUGGAUGUGGCCUUCACCCUGCAACAAAAGCCUUGUCAUCACUCUGCUUCCGGUUUCCCAACUUGUGGAAAGUAGAGAUCAAUUACUCCGGUUGGACCUCCAAACAAGGGAGGCAGUUGGACAACCAAGGGAUUCUUGUGCUUUCGUCUCAGUGCCCUUUGCUGUCGGAUCUCACAUUAAGCUUCUGCUCCUACAUUAAUGACACUGGUAUUGGACAUCUAGCGGAUUGCAAGAGGCUCAAGGCCCUCAGGCUGAAAUUUGCCCCAGCUAUAAGUUCUAGUGGGCUUCUUUCGGUAGCGACCGGGUGCAAGAAUCUAUCUGCUUUCCAUCUCGUUGACUGCAUGAAAGUAGGCAGUGUGGAGUGGCUUGAGUACCUUGGCAGAGCCGGAUCAGUGGUGGAACUUGUGGUGAUGGACUGCAAGGGAAUCAAACAGUAUGACCUCCUAAAGUUCGGUCAAGGAUGGAUGAAGCUUGAAAAAUUUGAGUUUCAGAUCAGCAAUUGCUGGUCAUCAGGGACUCCUUCUAACUCUUCUUAUUAUGCUCACCACCCGUAUAAAUAUGAUCUCAGUUGUGAAAAUCUGAAGGAUUUGAGGUUGGCGCAUAUAGAUAUAGCUAUGCGGAUGUUGGGGCAUAUUGUAGCUGUGCCACAUAUUGGACUCCAUUUUCUUUUGAGGAAGUGCAAAGCAUUGGAGAAACUUUGCCUGCACUAUGUUACUGGCUUAGAGAAGAGCGAUAUGAUUGCACUGUUCCAGAACUGCAGCACCCUUAGAAGCUUCACACUCCACGAAUUGCCUACGCUGAGGAUGCCACUGACUGAUGAAAGCCUUGUGGUUCUAGGUCGCAGCUGCCCUAUGCUUGAGGUUGUUGAACUGUCCUUCACAAUAUGUUCCAAUACCUAUCUAUCAGAAAUAGGCUUAACACAGGGUAUUGUGAUGCUGAUUCAGUCUGCUCCUGUCCGUGUUCUAAUGCUUACUGGCAUCGGCAAUUUUGGUGAUGAGGGAAUGAGGGGCCUCUCAUCCGCACAAUUCUUGGAGACACUCGUGCUUGCGGAUUGCGAAAUGAUAACUGAUUCUGGGAUAAGUUUCUUAUCGUGCGCACCGUCCUUGAGCAGUCUCACUCUCCAACAAUGCAAUAAAGUAACUGAUAAUGGAAUGGCUGAGCUGGUACGUUCGCAGAAAUUGGAGUCUUUGACUGUUGUAUGCUGUCAUCGGAUCUCUCUGAAUGGCGUGCAGGGGGCUGCCAGAUCAGUACACUAUUCCGCCUAGUCUGAAAACUUCCCCCGUUCAGAAGGGAGUACAUUGUUCCAGCAAAUAUUUACACAAAAAGGGGACAUCUCGUCAUGGCCAGGGCGGUACAGGAAGAAUGAAAUAAUCUUUGGGCGUUAUGUUUGCCUAUUCUUUGCCGUUAUAUUAGUAGCUAUAUGCUGUAUUAGGGAAGUAGUGACUUUGAAGACGGGUGAUGCUAUGGUGUAUUCCAUCUGGUAACUAUGAAGUUUUCUGUCAAAUCCUCUUAAGUUCUGAA
This is a messenger RNA of Sorghum bicolor (sorghum), 1895 nucleotides long. Its product is annotated as F-box/LRR-repeat protein 14. Gene Ontology annotation, molecular function: protein binding. The transcript has 2 exons. Gene Ontology annotation, cellular component: SCF ubiquitin ligase complex. The record is from RefSeq and is a predicted model, not a curated record. The coding region runs from base 242 to 1639 and encodes 465 amino acids. NCBI's taxonomy places the organism in Eukaryota, Viridiplantae, Streptophyta, Magnoliopsida, Poales, Poaceae. Gene Ontology annotation, biological process: SCF-dependent proteasomal ubiquitin-dependent protein catabolic process.